UACUCUAAGACACCGGCUUCUAUAGAUACUUUUUGUUGUAAUAAGUAUUUAUUAUUUUGAAGUUGUUGUAUAGUGUUUUGUAAAUUGAAUAAAGUGCAGUGUUUAAUUGUGGUUGCAUUGUUAAAAGGAUACACUUAUUUUUAAGAAUUGGUAAACAAUGAGGUCACUAGUGCUUCUACUGACGACAUGCUCGUGUCUCGUGUCGAGUAUUCCACCUCCACACCCUGAUGUCCUGGCGGUGAGGCAGGAGGAAGAGCGUCUACCGCCAAUACUGAGAAGUCCAGCGCUACGGAACCCUCACUUACUGCAAGUCUUGCCUCUAACCAGCCUGUUACAUAAAGGAGAGAAACUCGUCUACGCACGAGACGCUCAUGAUGUGUCACGGAAGGAGAUUUACAAGAUCCUCACACAUGCGGGUCUUAUUCCGAGGAAGACAUUCCCACCAUCAGAAUACAGUCAUAGCCAUAGGUUCAACCAUAUACCAAUCUCCUUCAACAAAUGGAACGAAGCAGAGUUUUCUGACUCGGCAUUCAACCAAGAAAUCUUGCAAUUCUUGUAGUUCAAAUGACUUAAAGUGAUGUGAAUCUUGAAAUUUUGUGAUUAUUUUUAUGAACAUAUUUGUUUUCUUUUAUGACCUCGUGCCUACCGAUGAUUUUGUUGGUAUCGUUUUUUUUUUCAUUAAAUUAGAUUAGAUUAGACCAAAUUAUAAUAAUAGUUCGAUUGUUGUUGUGUAUGUUAAAAAUAUAUCAUUGGAUGAAAAACGUUUCCAUGUCUCGCCAUUUAGAGCCGAGUUUUCAAUGGUCAGUUAAAUUUUAUCAGAGAAUUAGUAACUUUGAAUAUUUGACAGUUCUUCCAUAUCUACUAAUAAUUGUCAAAUGUCAAUUUUAUUCCACAGUUUAUUAACUGACGAUUUUUUCGACACUGGCAGUAUAGUCGACAACAACAACAUUUUGGAGACUCGGUUGCCAAAGAAGAAAAAAAACUGACGAUUGAAAAAUCAGCCUUUAAUUGUAGGUUAAAUAAGUAUGAAGCCCUUAUAUUAGUUCCAAUGUAUCCUAUCUAUGCAAUAUAAAUACAAAGACUUAGAUUAAGAUAGUGAUAAGCAUGUAAAUAAAAUCAGCUUUAGUUAAACUUUAAGUUGAUAUUUUUGAAUGUUUGAUCAUUGGUCUGUGUGGGUUGUUUCUAGUGUGAACGACCAUUGUUGAUAAUAAACAAAACAAUUACGAA
This is a messenger RNA of Spodoptera litura, 1227 nucleotides long. RefSeq lists its product as uncharacterized. The record is from RefSeq and is a predicted model, not a curated record. Lineage: Eukaryota; Metazoa; Arthropoda; Insecta; Lepidoptera; Noctuidae.